AUGAGGACAACCAAUUUCCUACUCAUCAUUGUUGUUGUGACCGUGUAUGCCAUCGGUGUACCAGCCACGGGCUGUGGUGAUUCGAUGGGAACCCAAUUGUGGAACACGACAGGAGCUAAUGGAUGGGAACCAAUCAAGAACAUAAAUGACAAACACAUCCAGGAGCUUGGCGAUUGGGCGGUGUUGGAAUUCAGCAAGCAUGUGAACUGCCUGCUCAAGUUCAACAAGGUGGUGAGUGGCAGACAACAACUCAUGCCUGGCAUGAACUACGAGCUCAUCAUUGAUGUGACACACUUUGAGGGGAAAGAUAGAAAAUACAAGGGAGAGUUGCACGAGCAGGAGUUGACCAAGAAACGCCAACUUCUCUCCUUCAUGAUGGUGAACUAA
Triticum turgidum subsp. durum (durum wheat) is the source of this 387-nucleotide messenger RNA. The record is from the annotation of a GenBank genome assembly. NCBI's taxonomy places the organism in Eukaryota, Viridiplantae, Streptophyta, Magnoliopsida, Poales, Poaceae.